AUGCUGCCUACCUUGAAGCUUCUGUCUAAACACAGGGCGGCAGUUGGCGUCGCCGCGGUGGCAAGCACUGCUUUUGCGUUGUUUGGAUAUGAUACCACAAUUGCUGGAGGGGUCAUUGCUCUCAAAAGCUUCCAGGUCGAGUUCAAGCUUUCAACAAAUGCGGUCAAGUCCGCAGAUAUCUCAUCAAAUGUCGUGGCCCUAUUGAACUCCGGAGCGUUCUUUGGUGCUCUUGCUCCUGCGCUUCUAUCCCGAUAUAUUGGUCGCAAAGUGCUAAUGACUAUUGCUGCUUGCUUCAUGCUGCUUGGCGGUACUCUUCAGACCUCUGCACAACCACCAUCUAUUUCCAUGAUUUAUGGUGGACGAGUCAUUUCCGGGUUUGGGGUAGGGAUAGUCAGCUCUCUAAUUCCCAUGUACAUUGCAGAGACAGCACCGAAACAGCUUCGCGGACUUCUCAUGUCAUUUACGGAACUUUCCCUGGUGCUUGGAAGUAUGGUCGCUUACUGGACAGUGUAUGGUUGCUCGUUACAUCUCAAGCCCACGAGCAAGCAAUGGCGAGUCCCAUUAAGUCUCCAAGUUGUCCUUGGAGCAAUCAUUCUAAGCGGAUCAUUUAUCAUCGUCGAGUCCCCUCGUUGGCUUGGGAAACAAGAUCAAUGGGAUGAAGCGGCAAAGGCUUUACAGUGGCUUAGAGGAGCCUCUUCUUCAGAAGAGGUGAGAGUUGAGCUAGCCGAGAUCCGUGCUCAGAUCGAAGAAGAGAUCAAAGCAACAUCUGGGCGAUCAAUCAAAGAGUUAUUUCAACGGCAGAAUCUCUUUCGCUUAUUCUGGGCGUGUGGAAUAAUGGUUCUUGCCGUUGGAACAGGUCAGACAGCAAUUUUGUACUAUGCUCCGACGGUGUUCAAGCAGAUAGGCUUCACCGGCCAGAAUCCAGGGCUUCUCGCUAGUGGGGUGUUUACGGUCGUCAAAGUCGUUGCUACGAUCUUGUUUCUUACACUGGUGGUUCAGAACUUCAAACGAAAGCAUUUAUUUCUGUUCGGAAGUGCUUUGAUGGCUAUUAUGCUGUUCACACUAGGCGCGUUGCUGAAAACUCAUCCGCCUAUUACUGGUCACGCUGCAAAUAACAGUUCAAGCGGCCGAACGAUGAUGGCGACUAUCUACAUAUAUAUCAUCGGAUUUACUGUGUCUUGGGGACCUCUCAGUUGGGUCUAUGUUGGAGAGAUUUUCCCUACUCGAAUCCGCGACUACGGCAUGGCAAUUGCUGUUAUGGUAAUCUGGUUCUUCAAUUUCGUGAUCUCGAAAUGGACUCCGUUAAUCUUUUUAAACCUAACUUGGAAGACAUGGAUGCUUUUUGGAAGUUUCAAUGCUAUUGGCUUUAUUUUCGCCAUCUUCUUGCCUGAGACCAAAGGGCUGUCACUUGAGGAAAUGGAUGUUCUGUUUGGACUCGUAGACGAGUCCACUCGACGUUUGGAUAUCGAAGAACACCUUGGCGUGAUAACAGAUACGACUAUGAUAGGCAUGGAGAAAGGCACUUGAUGCAGAGUUGUGGUCAAAGCGAAUUAUAAGCAUCGUUAGUGCGGAUUACGAGUUGAAGUCAUUAACUGGUCAAGGAAAAGCGCC
Molecule: messenger RNA, 1611 nt
Organism: Mollisia scopiformis
Lineage: Eukaryota; Fungi; Ascomycota; Leotiomycetes; Helotiales; Mollisiaceae
Product: general substrate transporter
Exons: 5
Coding region: 1-1527 (508 amino acids)
Biological process (GO): transmembrane transport; carbohydrate transport
Cellular component (GO): membrane
Molecular function (GO): carbohydrate:proton symporter activity
Source: RefSeq, a predicted model, not a curated record